AUGAGUCAGGCCGAACAAAAAGCACCGAAAGCGCCGAAAGAGGUGAAAGCGCUCACUCCUGAAGAGGAGGAAAAGAAGAAACGCCGUGAGGAAUUGAAGAAGGCCAAAUUAGCGAGCAAGAAUGAGAAGUUCCAGAAGAAGCAACAAGCGCAGGCUGCAGC
Messenger RNA from Entamoeba invadens IP1, 161 nucleotides. RefSeq lists its product as hypothetical. The annotation marks the transcript as partial. NCBI's taxonomy places the organism in Eukaryota, Evosea, Mastigamoebida, Endamoebidae. The record is from RefSeq and is a predicted model, not a curated record. The transcript has a single exon.